UGUCCGUGCCGUGCCCAUUCCCAGCUGUUCGCCACACAUUGCAUCCCUGGCUGAUUGUGCUUGUAAACAGAGCAGCCGCAGCAGUAGGUGCACGCGGAGGGAGGGAGGCCAGCCAUGGCCAAGGGUCACGUGAUGGUGCUGCCCAUGCCGUGCCAGGGCCACGUCGUCCCGCUGAUGGAGCUCUCGCACCGCCUCGUCGAGCACGGCUUCGAGGUCACCUUCGUCAACACCGACGUGGACCACGCGCUCGUGCUCGCCGCGCUGCCCAACGGCGGCGAGGCGCUGCGCGGCAUCCACCUGGCCUCCAUCCCGGACGGGCUGGCCGACGACGAGGACCGCAAGGACCUCAACAAGCUCGUCGACGCCUACCCGCGGCACAUGCCGGCCUACCUGGAGGCGCUGGUCGGGGAAAUGGAGGCGGCCGGCAGGCCCAGGGUGAAGUGGCUCGUCGCCGACUUCAACAUGGGCUGGUCGUUCGAGGUCGCCAAGAGGCUCGGCAUCCGGGUCGCCUCCUUCUGGCCGGCGUCGGCGGCGUGCCUCGCCAUCAUUCUCAAGAUCCCCCAGCUGAUCCAGGACGGCGUCCUCAACGACAAGGGAUGGCCAGAGCGGCAGGAGACGCUGCAGCUGGCCCCGGGGAUGCCGCCGCUCCACACGUCGCUGCUGCCGUGGAACAACGCCGGCGACCCCGACGGACAGCACAUCAUCUUCCAGCUCGUGUGCCGGAACAACAAGUUCAGCGACCACGCCGAGAUGACCGUGUGCAACUCGUUCCACGACGCCGAGGCCGGCGCGUUCAAGCUCUUCCCCAACAUCCUGGCCAUCGGCCCGCUCUUCGCCGACAAGGAGUUCCAGAGGUCCGUCGGCAACUUCUUGCCGGAGGACACUAGCUGCCUCAAAUGGCUGGACGCGCGACCUGACAGCUCCGUCGUGUACGUGGCCUUCGGGAGCAUGGCCAUCUUCGACCCACGCCAGUUCCAGGAGCUGGCCGAGGGGCUGGAGCUCACCGGCCGGCCGUUCCUAUGGGUCGUGCGCCCGGACUUCACCGCCGGCCUGAGCAAGGAAUGGCUCGAAGAGUUCAAGAAACGCGUCGCCGGCAUAGGCAUGAUCGUCAGCUGGUGCUCCCAGCAGCAGGUCCUGGCGCACCGCGCGGUGGCGUGCUUCGUGUCGCACUGCGGGUGGAACUCGACGAUGGAGGCGGUGAGGAAUGGCGUGCCGGUCCUGUGCUGGCCCUACUUCUGCGAGCAGUUCCUGGACCGGAGCUACGUCACCGACGUGUGGAGGACCGGCCUCGCCGUGUGCCCCGGCGAGGAUGGUGUUGUGACCAAAGAGGAGGUGAGGUGCAAGGUGGAAAGUGUCAUCGGCGACGCCGACUUCAGGAAGAGGGCGUCCUGGCUCAAGGAUAACGCUUGGAGGUGCAUCAGCGACGGCGGCUCGUCGCACGAGAAUUUCACUAGAUUUGUGGACCUCCUAAGUGAAUGAACAAAAAACAUCUCGCGUAUGCGUGUGAUUAAUUUGCUAUGUAUCAUAAGAUGAUACCAGCUAUGUUGCCGUGGGAAUUGAUUGCAAUAUGUCUUAAUAAGAUUUGGCUGUAUGAAACACAAAUAUUUAUGAAUUAAUAAUAUGAGUAUUAAAACUA
Molecule: messenger RNA, 1636 nt
Organism: Triticum urartu
Lineage: Eukaryota; Viridiplantae; Streptophyta; Magnoliopsida; Poales; Poaceae
Product: UDP-glycosyltransferase 83A1
Molecular function (GO): quercetin 7-O-glucosyltransferase activity; quercetin 3-O-glucosyltransferase activity
Source: RefSeq, a predicted model, not a curated record